Messenger RNA from Phyllopteryx taeniolatus (common seadragon), 881 nucleotides. RefSeq lists its product as uncharacterized. The coding region runs from base 234 to 704 and encodes 156 amino acids. The transcript has 4 exons. The record is from RefSeq and is a predicted model, not a curated record. Lineage: Eukaryota; Metazoa; Chordata; Actinopteri; Syngnathiformes; Syngnathidae.
AAGGCAUCAGCUGUCUUCCGUUUUCUCGACGGCUGCUGUGAAGUCAACUCGCCGUCGCUAAAAGCGUCCGGUUCGAACGACGAUGCGGCCGUUUGUCCGGUUGCCGGAGCGUUCCUGAGCGCGACACGAGAGCACAACCGAACGCCGGCAAACGCGUGCGCGUCGCCAUUGCUCGCCGCCAUUGUUGUUAGCAUAUUAGCUGCUAUUGAAGCGUCGUCGAGGCCCUUCCAAACAUGACUUCAGCUUCCACCAAAGUUGGAGAAAUCUUUUCAGCGGCCGGUGCCGCUUUCAGCCGACUCGGAGAACUCACCAUGCAGCUUCACCCCGUGGCAGACGCCAACCCCGCCAGCACUCACGCCAAGAGCCCGGCCAAGCGGAAGCACGAAGACAACGCUCGGAGCGGCUCGUCCGAGGGCGGCCACCCGCCGAAGACCAAGAAGGCCGCCGCCGCCACGUCGCCCGGUGCCGCCGCGAAGAAGCGGAAGGCCGCGGGUGAGUUGGAGCGCAAGACAUUACUGGGAAGAGCGAAUAACGUGCACGUGUGUCCAGAUGUCACCCUGAGCGCCCUCAACAGCGACCUGGUGGACAUGGAGGGACUGGUUCGAGUGUGCCCGUCCAAAAAGCUCAACUUUGAUCAAGAUGCGUUGAACUUGGACUCCGGCCUCAUCAUGAACUCCGCCGACCUUCCUCUGCUGUCACGCUGACGUCGUCACGCAGCGCGCGGCACCGUCCGAUACCCGCCGGAUAGUGUCGCACCGGAUUGGACUGUCCGAAUGAGUCUCGCGAUCGUUUUAUUUAUAACACGCGACACAGUUUUCCACAACAAGUGGUGGGGAAAGAUUGCCAGGGCUGCUGAUUUGGGAAUAAAAGAUGAAAAUAUU